Molecule: messenger RNA, 1095 nt
Organism: Lactuca virosa
Lineage: Eukaryota; Viridiplantae; Streptophyta; Magnoliopsida; Asterales; Asteraceae
Source: the annotation of a GenBank genome assembly
AUGAUACUUUCAGAUAAGAGAGAAUGUACUACACAGUUUGCAGGUCAAAACAUCAGUGAUGUCCCGAGUUCUCACUUCAGUGGUGUGAAUCCUCAUCAACAACCACCACCCGAUUCAAGCAUUCGGGCAUCUUUCGGGACUUAUUGCCCUUUUUGCAACAUAAAAUACGAGUAUGACAGAGAGUUUGUAAACAGACCUUUGCGGUGUCAGCAUUGCUCGAAGCUCUUCAUUGCCUAUGACAUAACUGCACAAGGGGCAGCACCGGAAGUUCCCGGAUCCCGUGCUGACGUGUACAAGGAAGCUGCUGGAAGCAUGCCAAAUGGCAACCAUGUGAAUCUUGAUGAUGAUAGUAAGUUUGUAAACUGCCUGGAUUUAGAAUUCAGUAAUUUUGACAAAGAUAAAGAAGAAGAUCGUUUUGCAGUUGACCAAAUCUGGGCAUGUUAUGAUUCUGUUGAUGGGAUGCCAAGAUUCUAUGCAAAAAUUAGGAAAGUUUUUACACGCAAUUUUAAGUUGAAGAUCACUUGGUUAGAGGCUGACCCAAAUGAUGAAUCUGAAAUAAAAUGGGCAGAAGAAGGGUUACCCGUUGGAUGUGGGAAAUUUGUGGGUGGUAAAUCAGAGGAAACAAAAGAUCGUCUCAUGUACUCUCAUCAGAUAGUUUAUAAAAACGGUUUGAAGAGAAAUUCUUUUGUUAUUUAUCCCCAAAAAGGUGAAAUAUGGGCGUUAUUCAAGGACUGGGACAUCAAAUGGGGUUCAGACCCAGAAAACCAUACUAAAUUCAAAUUUGAUAUUGUGGAAAUUCUUGAUGUGCAUGUUAAUGGCAGUGUAUCUGUUGCUUUAUUGGUCAAAGUCAAAGGGUUUGUAAGUCUGUUUAAAAAAACAGCUUGGGGAGGACUAAAUGACAGAAAAAUCCCUGGAAAUGAACAUUUAAGAUUCUCCCAUCGAAUCCCAUCAACAAAACUGACUGGAGCAGAAAGAGCUGGAGUGCCACCUGGAUCUUUUGAGCUUGAUACGGCUUCUUUACCAGAUGAUCUUGAAGACUAUUAUUAUUCCAUCAAUCCUGCAGUGCUUAAAGGAUUGCCCUUUGAAUGGGUCUAA